CAGAGAGGUUAACCCCUAACAGAUGUGCUUUGUUCCUCCAAAUUACAACUCAUAUAGUUUUUGAGGACUGAGGUGAGGGAACUAUGGCUGUAGUACAGGAACUUUUCCAGAUUCCCAGUUUGGUCACCCUGCUUGUUUCUGUACUGGUGCUUUUGAUCCUGUAUCUGCUGAUCAACACACAAAACCGAGGCAAGGAGCCUCCAGGACCCAGACCUUUGCCUCUUCUAGGAAACCUACUGCAGCUGGAUCUCAAGAGGCUCGAUCUGAGCCUCUUCCAGCUAUCUCUGAAGUAUGGACCUGUGUACACCAUUCACUUUGGGCCACAGAAAACUGUGGUUCUUGCAGGCUAUAAGGCAGUGAAAGAAGCUCUCAUCAAUUUUGCUGAAGAAUUUGGGGACCGAGACAUGGCACCUAUAUUCAAGGAUAUUACAAAAGGGCACGGCAUCGUGUUUGCCAAUGGAGACUCAUGGAAGGAGAUGAGGCGCUUUGCACUAUCAACCCUUCGUGACUUUGGGAUGGGUAAACGAGGGAUUGAGGAGAAAAUUAUUGAGGAGAUCCACUACAUGACAGAGGUGUUUGCAAACGUCAAAGGCAAACCAUUUGACACCAGUGAAGCACUGAAUCACUCAGUCUCCAACAUCAUUUCUUCCAUUGUCUACGGGAACAGGUUUGAAUAUGACGACCCAGAGUUCCAGAAGAUGGUCUAUCUGGCAAAGAAACUUAACAACCUCAUUGGGGCACCUGGCAUUAAUCUGUACAACAUCUUUCCAAGGUUGCGCCCUUGGCUGAAGGUAUGGACCACCCUGAUGAACACUAUGGAGGAGAACAAUGAGCAGCAGAGAGGACUUAUAAGGAAACUCCAGGAAACUCUGAACGCUGAGGACAAGAGAGGCUUUAUAGAUGCCUUCCUUCUCCGACAGCAGGAAGUCAAGAAGUCUGGGGAGCAAGUUUCUCAGUAUUAUCAUGAGAAGAACCUUCUGUACAACGUAACCAACCUUUAUGCAGCUGGAACAGACACCACUGCGACCACACUGUGUUGGGGGCUGCUGUUUAUGGCCAAAUACCCCAAUAUCCAAGACCGUGUACAGGAGGAGCUGGACAGGGUCAUUGGGGGUCGGCAGACUCGAGUGGAGGACAGGAAGAACCUGCCGUAUACAGACGCUGUGGUCCAUGAGAUACUGAGGAUGGCCAACAUAGUUCCUCUGAAUCUCCCACAUGUCACAAGCUGUGACGUGGUCUUCCAGGGAUACCACAUCAGGAAGGGAACUGCUGUCAUCCCAUUGUUGACAUCUGUACUAAGAGAUGAGAGUGAAUGGGAGAGUCCCAAUACCUUCAACCCCGGCCACUUCCUGGAUGAUCAGGGUCGGUUCAUAAAGAGGGAUGCCUUCAUGCCCUUCUCUGCAGGACGCCGAAUAUGCCUGGGAGAGAGUCUGGCCAGGAUGGAGAUCUUCCUCUUCUUCACCUCGCUCCUGCUGAAGUUCAGGUUCACUCCACCUCCUGGGCUGUCUGAAUCUGAUCUGGACCUCACUCCAACUGAUGGGUUGGUCGUCAGCCCCCCCGCCCAUAAACUGUGUGCUGUAAGCCGGGCUUGAAGCUCCUGAACUUUGAUAGUUUUAUGUAGUAAGAUAUCAUCCUCCACAUGGCUUGAGUAAUUACAGCAAAUAAAAUGUGAAAAAAUAAUAGAUUGUAUGUGUCAUUCAUUGCAUGUGUUAUAGAACAAGAACAAAAACUGAAAUCCACAAUAUGUUUGCACAGUAUUUACUGUAUAAAGAACA
Brienomyrus brachyistius is the source of this 1775-nucleotide messenger RNA. Its product is annotated as cytochrome P450 2K1-like. Gene Ontology annotation, biological process: xenobiotic metabolic process. The record is from RefSeq and is a predicted model, not a curated record. The coding region runs from base 84 to 1592 and encodes 502 amino acids. Gene Ontology annotation, cellular component: cytoplasm; intracellular membrane-bounded organelle. Gene Ontology annotation, molecular function: iron ion binding; oxidoreductase activity, acting on paired donors, with incorporation or reduction of molecular oxygen, reduced flavin or flavoprotein as one donor, and incorporation of one atom of oxygen; heme binding. NCBI's taxonomy places the organism in Eukaryota, Metazoa, Chordata, Actinopteri, Osteoglossiformes, Mormyridae. The transcript has 9 exons.